AUGCAUGUAGGUCAGGAAAUUGACGAAAUGGCGGAGCGGUCCCUGGACAAGGCACGAAUACGCCAGAAAAAAUGGCUUCAACGCCAGGAGAGAUCCAAGCUAACGCGAGAGGAAAUUGACCUCCUUAAGCUCAAACGGACUGACCUACGCCGAAAGCUUGACGAUCGCGAGGCCGCGGGUGAGACCAACAUGAUGGAAAGCGCGGAAGACACCUACACACAUUUUAGUGAUCUGCCCAUUUCUCAGCGUACGAUACUAGGGCUCGAGCGUGGAAAUUAUAAGAAAUUAACACCCAUUCAGCGCGAUGCGCUUCACCUCGCCUUGGCAGGGUAUGAUGUGCUCGGCGCCGCCAAAACUGGCUCCGGUAAGACCCUCUGCUUUGUCAUUCCCGUUUUAGAGCAGCUUCUAGUGGAGCACUGGGAUUCGGAUAUGGGCGUUGGGGCGAUCAUCCUGACCCCCACGCGCGAGCUCGCGCUGCAGAUCUUCAAAGUGAUGCAAGUCGUCGGAUUUAAGCACGUCUUCUCGGUCGCCCUGCUGACCGGUGGCCGAGACGUCGCGGAGGAGCGCAAGCGGCUUCAGCUGAUCAGCAUCAUCAUCGGCACCCCCGGCCGUGUGCUGCACCACCUGCAGGACAACCCGCACCUCACGCUGGACAACCUCCAGAUCCUCUGCAUGGACGAGGCCGAUCGUCUGCUGGACCUCGGCUUCCGUGAGGCGAUCUCGUCCAUCCUGCGCUACCUCCCGCGGGGGCGCCAGACCCUGCUGUUCUCCGCCACCCAAACGCGCGAGGUGGGGGUGCUGGGGGAGCUCGCCCUGCGGGCCCCGCGCUACGUCGCCGCGCACGCCCUCACCAGCGCCCCGACCCCAUCCCGCCUGUGUCAGAACUUCCUCGUGCUGGGUCUGGCCCGCAAGCCGGACGUCCUGCUUGCCUUCCUGCGGCGCCACCCGCGGGACAAGGUCGUCGUCUUCGUGAGCACGUGCAACCAGGUCCGCUUCCUCUACCUCGCCUUCGCGAAGCUGCUCAAGAAGAUGCGGAUCCCGUCCAUGUCCUUAACAAGCCGGAUGCGGCAGUUCCGCCGGGAUGAGGUCUUUAAGACGUUCUGCCGAUGUAAGGCCGCGGUGCUGUUCUGCACGGAUGUAGCGGCCCGGGGGUUGGACUUCCCGCUUGUUCAUUGGGUCCUCCACUACGACUGCCCGGAGAGCGCGCAGACCUAUAUCCAUCGCGCCGGACGAACCGCCCGCGCGGGCGCCCGCGGUGUGAGUUUGCUCUUUCUCACCCCUAACGAAAUCCCGAUGCUGUCGUACCUGGCGAAUAAACAGAUCCCCAUGCGGGAGAUCACCCUAAAGCCAGGGUUGGUCUAUUCCUCACAGGAAAUCUUCGUCGCCUUGGUCGUGCAGGGGUUGAAGUACGAAGCGCAAAAGGCCUUCAUCGCUUACCUCCGUUCCGUCGCCUUUGCGAGCAAUAAGCACGUUUUUGAUGUGAAGUCCAUCGACGUGGAGUCCUUUUCAAAGUCCCUCGGCCUUCUGAAGGUGCCGGACAUGUCUGAGCUCGGGAACCUCCAGCGGAGCAUGAAGAAUCUACCCUGGGAUGUCGUUAAUUACAUCUCUGAGAAGUCAGGGAAGCACCCAGGCACAUCGCAUGAUGCCGUGGAUGAAAAGCAGGCGGCGCUCACGAAGAAAGAACGCCGCCUCCAGUCUUCCGACAUGUUUCGUGUGUUGGAGCAAAAACAACGAUACACCACAGCUCAAAACACGCUUGGGGAUGCAACUGAAAAAGAUGAUGACGACGAUGCUUUUCUGGUCAAGAAGACUAAGGAGGUUGAGGAAGUUGAACAGGUAAAGGAAAAGAUGCAGCUCACGGCGGACGAACGACUUGCCGGGCUUUCCAAGGUGAAGCGUCGCAAGUUUAUUGAGAAUCCUGACGUGCGGAUAAAAGAUUUAGCUCUGAACACUCGGAUUGUCUUUCAGAACAGCGACGAGGAUGAGGAGGAGGACUCGGAUCACUCCCAAGGGCGUGUCGAAAACGCCGUUUUCCUUCCUCAAGAUUCUUCAUACGAUGCGAAGGAGGAUGAGAUGGAUGACGAAGAUGACUUCACCAAACGCAUUCAGCAGCGUGUUUUAGCACACAAAGAAGACGACGCGGGGCGCGCGAAACAGGUACGCCAUUUACGUCGACUUCAGCGAAUCGGCAAAAUAUCGCGAAACAUAACGUUGGAGAAGUGUGGUUUAGAAAGUGAAGGAAACCGAAAAGACGAAAUGGAAAUGAGCAGCAACGACGGUAGUUCCCAACAAAGCGGCUCAUCCGCCUCGAUGGGUCAGUUUUACAACUCCAACGAAUACGCUUCGGAGGAGGAAGGUUCAUCAGACGGUGAUUCACGGGCUGUUGUGGGGAAGCGACGAGGGCGUCAGGAAGUUUACAACGGUAGCGAAAGCGAGGAUGAUGGUAAAAUGCAAAGAGACGCGCAUCAUGAUGACCACAAUGGACGGAAAGACGUACGACCUGCGAAGAAGAAGCGGAUGUAA
Phytomonas sp. Hart1 is the source of this 2523-nucleotide messenger RNA. NCBI's taxonomy places the organism in Eukaryota, Euglenozoa, Kinetoplastea, Trypanosomatida, Trypanosomatidae. The record is from the annotation of a GenBank genome assembly.